GAGUGUUGAGUCCAGCGUGUGGUGUGGAGUCUUUGCGCCGCGAGAAUUACCUGAAUAAAACACCUGCUGCUGCUGCUGCUUCAUUUAAAAAUCCGUGGGGGUGUGCUCACUUUGGACUCCGCCCACUAGCAAAUCCCAAGCGCGGUAUGUGCACUUACCUGAGGCCAAACCUGGGAGCCCUGUCCACGCCCUGUCUUAUUCGAUUGGCGAGUGGGCGUGUCCUCCCUGCGGGCGGUGAUGUCAGAGCGACUCCUGCAGUGUAAAUGAAUCAAAGUGAUCUGCACUCCAGCUGGGAAGCGCUGCAGCAUCUCCGCCAGCAGAAUCCCGGCAACCCACGGCUCCUCCGGGCUGCCCACCUGUCAUUGGUACCGUCCAUGCCUGGCCUGGGGCCUCGCACCCCCUUCCUGCUCUUCUCUUUAUUGGUUGACAAGGUCAGAGCUUUUAGGGCAGCGGCACGUCGGUAAAAUGAUGCAAAGCUCAGCGCUCGCCACAGACGCUCCUGUCAAGGGGCUCCCAGAAAUGCUCGGGCUGCCAAUGCAACAAAUCCCACGCUGCUCUGGAUGUAAUGAGCACAUUCUGGACAAAUUUAUCCUGAAGGUUCUAGAUCGUCACUGGCACAGCGCCUGCCUAAAAUGCUGUGAAUGUCACGUACCACUGGCUGAGCGCUGUUUCUACCGUGCUGGAAAUGUUUACUGCAAAGAAGACUUCUUCAAGCGAUUUGGCACCAAGUGCACGGCUUGCCAACAGGGUAUCCCCCCAACUCAGGUGGUUCGCAAAGCGCAAGACUUUGUAUAUCAUCUGCACUGCUUCUCCUGUAUCAUCUGCAGCAGACAACUGGCAACAGGAGAUGAGUUCUACCUCAUGGAGGACGGUCGGCUAGUAUGUAAAGAGGACUACGAGACGGCCAAACAGAAUGACGACUCCGAAGGAGGGGCCAAAAGACCUCGUACAACAAUAACAGCCAAGCAGCUGGAGACAUUAAAAAAUGCCUAUAAGAAUUCUCCAAAACCAGCAAGGCAUGUGAGAGAACAGCUUUCUUCAGAGACUGGACUAGACAUGCGCGUAGUACAGGUUUGGUUUCAGAACCGACGAGCUAAGGAGAAACGCCUCAAAAAGGAUGCAGGCCGGCAGCGUUGGGGUCAUUUCUAUAAGAGUGCGAGGAAAUCAAGGCUGGGAAAGUCAGGAAAAGAAAGUUCUACAGAGGACUGUGGUGUGAGUGACAGUGAACUGAGCUACAGAGAUGAGCAGAUAUUGUCUGAACUUGGAUCAAGUGGUAGUAUUUACAAUUCUGGUGGAGAUCUUGUGCCUUUGAUGAAUGGAGGCUUUACAAUGGAUGGAACAGGACAAUCUUACCAGGACCUUCAUGACGGUAGCCCCUAUGAGAUGCCACAAUCUCCCUCUUCUAUCUCCUCCCUACCACCCCACAGGCUGCCAUACAACAUGGACAAUGCUGCUGGGCUUUUGAACCACCCUCCUCUCCGUGUACUACCAGCAGCCCCAAACUCUGAUAUCUCCACAGAGAGCAGCAUGGGUUACCCUGACUUUCCCACCAGUCCAGGCUCCUGGCUGGAUGAGAUGGACCAUCCCCCAUUUUAAAGCAAAUGGGGGUUCUACCUUCUAGACGAUCAACGAGUUUGCCAAACUCUGCAGACACCACUCUCAGCCUUUUGAAAUCUCUUAAAUGAAUCGUAUGCUCCCCUGAACAGCACAGACCCACAAAACAGCCAGAACAUGCAUCUAACCUAUGGUAUUAGAACUGGAAGUCACGAGGCAAUCAGAGGAGCCCAAAAUGAAUAGAAACACAAGGUACUGAUAAAUGUUUGCACUUUUGUUGGCGAUGGAUCUCCCUAUUUAAUCCUGGGAAUUCAAUGAAUGUGAACACACUCCACUCUUAAGAUAUUAUGUUAAAUGUCUAACAUUGUAUCUUGCAGUGUGAGCACAUAAUAUGGACACUCCCUGCCUCGAUGGACUCUGGUUGUGGUGGUGUAGGCAGGAGCCUUGUUCAUGCAAAUGACAAUCUAUUCUCAACACGAAUUAGCAUUUGUUCUCACACAGGCUAAAAUUCUUAUCUUUUUGGAUAAACCAAAUAGUGAUUGGAGCAUCUUUGGAAAUUCUUCCAUAACUGAAGAGCAUCUGCAUACUAUUCAUGAGCUUCUACUGAGCCCUGCAAUAUCAGUUCAUUGAGUGUCUCAGGGUUACAGGAGACACUAAGAAUUCUAGGUCUUUCACUAGUCCUGGAUCCUUAGUGGAAAGAUCUAGGGGAUAAAGUUGGCCUUGGUAGGAAAUUUCUUAAUACAGGGUGUAGCACAUUUUGUUAAGGUAGAGUACGUAUAGAAAGCAUCGCAUAAAGCCUCUCUGUGCUAGAGGCAUUUCCAGUGCAUUCCUCUGCUCCAACAAAAGACAGUUGUAAAAUGAAUCUUGGAAGACCUGUAUACUUUUUAACUGAGGAAAAUAUUUUUUCCACUAUAUUUUUGCAUAGCACGAUUCAUGUAUAUUUGGUGUUGUUAUUGCUGCACAAAAUUACUCCGUUACAGCUUUUGUGACUUGACAAUGCACAGUCUCCAUUCUUUCCAACAUGACAUGCAUUCUUCCUGUCAGUGCUCAACAACUCGUGUCAGCAGGCAAUCAUCAAUUGUAACCCAUCCAGUUUGAUGGGUUAUAAUUGCAUUAUAUAGUCUCCACUAUAUAACUUGUUGUCAUGGGAAAGUCAUGAUCAAGCCUUAGGUAACAUUAUUGUGUAUGUACACGUCCUGUUCUACUGCAGUCUCAUUGUAACCAUCCCAUUCCUGACACAGCACAAUCUCUCCUAUCUGCACAAAAACACACAUUACCUUCAAGUAAUGCAGUUUAUAAUGUGCACAGGACUUCUCUCUGCUCUACACCACCUGUUACAUUGACCUAGAGCAAACUGAAAAAGUUGCUCACUAAAUACAGUCAUAUGAAAAAGUUUGGAAACCCCUCUUAAUUCUUUGGAGUUUUGUUUAUCAUUAGCUGAGCUUUCAAAGUAGCAACUUCCUUUUAAUAUAUAUAACAUGCCUUAUGGAAACAGUAGUAUUUCGGCAAUGACAACGAUUAUUGGAUUAACAGAAAAUAUACAAUAUGCAUCAUAGCAAAAUUAGCCAGGUGCAUUAAUGUGGGCACUCCAACAUAAAUAUUACAUCAAUACUUAGUUGAGCCUCCUUUUGCAAAUGUAACAGCCUCUAGGCGUCCUGCGCCAGGGCCCUCCCCCUCUAG
Messenger RNA from Xenopus laevis (African clawed frog), 3234 nucleotides. RefSeq names its product LIM/homeobox protein Lhx4 (gene lhx4.S). Gene Ontology annotation, cellular component: nucleus. The record is from RefSeq and is a predicted model, not a curated record. NCBI's taxonomy places the organism in Eukaryota, Metazoa, Chordata, Amphibia, Anura, Pipidae. Bases 466 to 1596 code for a protein of 376 amino acids. The transcript has 6 exons. Gene Ontology annotation, molecular function: DNA-binding transcription factor activity, RNA polymerase II-specific; zinc ion binding; DNA binding. Gene Ontology annotation, biological process: neuron differentiation; regulation of transcription by RNA polymerase II; regulation of DNA-templated transcription.